Molecule: messenger RNA, 813 nt
Organism: Haemonchus placei
Lineage: Eukaryota; Metazoa; Nematoda; Chromadorea; Rhabditida; Trichostrongylidae
Source: the annotation of a GenBank genome assembly
GUUUCAUCUACUGGGCCACGCCAUUUAGUGAUACCAGACACGCUGGCGCGUAUGAUUGAUACAGCAACUGGAUGGCCAUCAAUAAUGGCCUUCGAUGCUGCCUUGAUGCCGCUUUCGAGCUGCAUCUUUUCGGAUGAGGAACGAGUGGCUUACUGUGAUGCUUUGCUUCACUCUGUGUCUACUAUUUUGCCCCAAAUUCUAGCACGAUGUCCGGAAAAUAUUCCAAAAGCCAAAGAAUCUGAAUACUUCACUUCGCCAAACCUGGAGUUCAAUACAGAAAUUUAUUCAAGAUACGCGGCUAACCUGCUGUAUCGUACACUUGGCAGUCUUCCAGCGGUGGUACGCAACUGGUAUGCUGGUCUUCCCAACACAGGAAUGCAGAUCGUCAGCAAGUACAUUCGUCGGUAUGUCAGCAAACUGCUGGUGGACGCAGAGCUCAACAAGGUCAAAGUUGCCAAUCAGAAGCAGCUAAAAGCUGAUAAGUUGUUGAAGAUUCGUGUAGUACCAGUCUCAGGAGAAGUAGUAGCUGAAUAUACGGUUGAGGAGACGACAAUGCGACUGUCAAUAGUGAUGCCGCCUGAUUGGCCGCUGUCAGUGCCAUCUAUUCAAAUUGACAAAGCCAUAGUACCUUCAGAGAAAGUGAAAAAAUGGCUACUCCAGCUCACAGCCUACCUAUUUCAUCAGAACGGAUCGACAGUGGAAGGAGUGAUGAUGUGGCGAAAGAAUGUUGAUCGAGACGUCGAAGGAGCUGAGGCAUGCACGAUAUGCAUGAUGACAAUUCAUUCCACUAAUCACCAGUUACCUAAGGUAUAG